Messenger RNA from Aethina tumida (small hive beetle), 2439 nucleotides. It is a transcript of the gene vimar, whose product is annotated as GTPase-GDP dissociation stimulator vimar. Gene Ontology annotation, cellular component: cytosol. Gene Ontology annotation, biological process: positive regulation of GTPase activity. Lineage: Eukaryota; Metazoa; Arthropoda; Insecta; Coleoptera; Nitidulidae. Bases 367 to 2310 code for a protein of 647 amino acids. Gene Ontology annotation, molecular function: guanyl-nucleotide exchange factor activity; protein binding. The transcript has 5 exons. The record is from RefSeq and is a predicted model, not a curated record.
AAAUUUACUUUAUUCAUAAGUUAAUAAUAACCGAAAUACAAAUGGUCGAAACAUCAUGUUAUAAUACAUGUGUCUAGAUUCCCCUUUAAUGGUCAAACAUCACGUAUCCGAAGGUCAUUCAGACAGAAAACUUGCCAUUAAACGAGAUCAAAUUCUUCAUUUCUAUUCUGUGUUGAAACUAGCUCUAUUCAAAAUUUUAUAAAUUUGAUUAUUCGAAAUUUUUAACUAUGGCGAUGAUUCAUUGCCUCCUAUUUUAAUAAGUGGAAAAAGAAAAACAAAUAGGAAACGAAAAUUGCAUGGCAGGUUAUGUUCAAAUGUCAAAUUUUAUGUGUUUGAAAACAACAUAAAUUCAACUGAUUGAUCGCAAUGGCUUCGCUGCUAGAUGAAUUAAACUCGUCGUUGAAUUCGAAGAAGGAUGAUGAAACGGCAGAGAUCCUGAAGCGGAUUUUGUCGGAACAGACGCAAAAUGAUGUAUCCAACAAAGAUGUUAUUGUUUCAUUGUUGGAUGUUGAGAAUAAACUUGUAAGACGUUUGUCUUCGGAAGCGAUAGCCGAAUGGGCUAAACAACAGCAUAACAGAGUGAUAUUCACGGAUAAAAUUAUAUUGGAUAAGUUGAUAAAAACUUUGUAUACUGAAAUUGACGAUGACAUUGUCAUUCAUUCUGCCAGGGCAGUUGCCAAUAUUUGUUUCGAUAAUGCUGAAGCUGGAAACAUGAUUGAUGCGGACAAUUUUGAAAAAGUCGCUCAAUUAUUGAACGUCAAUGAAGGUAAGAAGUAUGAAGUGUUCACAAAGAUCAGUGGCAUGAUGGUCAAUGUUUUGACACACAAUGAGGCAUGUGCGAAGAAAAUUUGCAACAACAAUACAUUCAACAAUAUUGAGGGUUUGUUGAGAAAGUUCGGUAAUGGAUCUGAAGACAAUGACACAAUGGUUACAUAUUUGCUUAGCAUUGUUAACUUACUAGGUGAUUAUUGUGAAGAGUUGAAUGUUAAUGUUAAUGAAAAAUUUUGGAAGAAAAUCACAGAUGUUUUUAAAGUGUCUCCUAAUUUGGAGAUCUCUGUGGUUUGUCUGGAGAUAUUUCAUGGACAAUCUGAAAAAGAUGAUGUGCUCAUUUUGUUGGCAAAAGAAGGUUUUCCUCAAUUACUUAUUAAUCUGAUUGAAAAGAACAAGCAUGAAGUAAAAGAUGAAGACACCAGAUCUGUACUAAAAAUGGCUUGUGAUUUGGUUGUUAUUAUUUUAACUAAAGACUAUUGUAUGGAUCUUUUGUAUGAUGAUGGGAAAGGCAGCGUAUAUCAGCAUAUGGUCUACUGGGUAGAUUCAGAAGACACUGAUCUCCUAUGUUCAGGAGUCAUGGCCAUUGGAAAUUUUGCCAGGAAAGAGAAGAACUGCAUUCAAAUAGUACAAAGUGGCAUAUCCAGAAAACUCAUUGAUCUCUUAAAAGAGUACAACAGUCCUGAUAGUGACUUCAAAAUACAGCAUGCAAUUUUAAGCACUUUGAGAAAUCUAGUCAUACCCCAACAAAACAAGGAGUGGGUACUAAGAGAAGGACUCAUUGAUAUCAUUUAUCCAAUGAUUGUUAUUGACCAAUUCUUGGUGGUUUUCAAGCUUUUGGGAACAAUUCGGAUGGUGAUUGAUGGACAAGAGUCUACAGCCUUGGAUUUGAUUUCAAGAAAGGACUUCUUAGAGAAGCUUGUUUUUUGGUACAACAACUCCGACCAUCUGGGCGUGCGUGUGGAGGUGCCACGAUUGUUGUCGUGGUUAAUAAAGAACUGUCAUUCUUUCAAACCGUUUCCAACAUUGCUCGCAGUAAAAGACACGGUCAAGCCGAUUGUUGAAUUAAUGAAUUCCAACUUUGGAGUGAUGCAAAACGAGGCGUUUUACGCGCUGCAAUUGCUGUGUAUCGGUUGUUCUGACAUAACGUUGGCGCAAAAUGGCAAUGUUGAAAAGGGAGACGGAACGAAUGGCCUAGCCCAGCAGGUUAACAACGUGCUUAUCGGCGACGAGCGGAAUAAACACUUGACGGAACAGGGAGAUUGUCCCAAUGAAUUGUCCAAACACUUGUGUGAUAUGAUUAUUGAAGCUGAUGUUGGGAAACAUUUGAGUUUCGUUAUUGGCAAGUAUUGUGAUAAAAUGGAGAGUGCGACCAUUGAUAACAUGCUCACUUUGGUUGAACAAUUGAUCCAAUAUGAUAAAAUGAUUGAGCACUUGAAUCAAACUAAAGUUGAUGAAGCUUUGGCCAAAAUACACACUAAUUGCAAUUCACAGGGAACAACUGACAGAGUUAACAAACUGAUAAUUGCUAUCAAAAAGUAACUUUUUUUGAUAAAUUUCACUGCAGUAAAUUUUGAUAUUUUGAGUAUUAUUAUAUUUGCGUUCUAAGAAAGAACUUUAAAUGUCUUGUAUUAUUUUUGUUAAAAUAUCAAUAAAGUUAAUUUUCCUAUA